Messenger RNA from Pecten maximus, 3353 nucleotides. RefSeq lists its product as uncharacterized. The coding region runs from base 1 to 2361 and encodes 786 amino acids. The transcript is spliced from 10 exons. The record is from RefSeq and is a predicted model, not a curated record. Gene Ontology annotation, molecular function: protein binding. Lineage: Eukaryota; Metazoa; Mollusca; Bivalvia; Pectinida; Pectinidae.
AUGCGCUGGUCAGUCCCAUCAUCUGGUUCCAGUGCCGCUGGAAGGUACAAAAAGUCAUAUGCGGCUGAUGUGCUGACAGAACCUGCAACUUAUGGCCACACUGCAAUAGUCGGACUACUCCUAGACAAAGGCGCCCAACCUGAUAAGGGUGAUGCGCUAAAAGCAGCCUCAUCCCGUGGCCAUACAGAAAUAGUCAGACUUCUCCUUGACGGAGGCGCACAGCCUGAUAAGGCUGAUGUGCUGACAGAAGCUGCAACUUAUGGCCACACUGCAAUAGUCGGACUACUCCUAGACAAAGGCGCCCAACCUGAUAAGGGUGAUGCGCUAAAAGCAGCCUCAUCCCGUGGCCAUACAGAAAUAGUCAGACUUCUCCUUGACGGAGGCGCACAGCCUGAUAAGGCUGAUGUGCUGACAGAAGCUGCAACUUAUGGCCACACUGCAAUAGUCGGACUACUCCUAGACAAAGGCGCCCAACCUGAUAAGGAUGUGAUUGAAAAGGCAAGAUCUCGUGGUCAUACUGAAAUAGUCGAACUACUUCUGGACAAAGACAGAUCAAUCGGACGAACUGAAAUGAAGACUAGCGUGUCGACGUCGGAUACACCAGACGCUUCAAUACGAAGUGGUGAUGAUGAUGGAGAUACGAAAUCGCUAAUCGAAAUCGUGAAGAAGAGAGACAUCGAAAAGUUUGAAACUUUAGAAAAGACAACAGAAACAACCGAAAGCAUUCUUCAUAUUGUAGCUGUGUUUGGCUCAUCAGAAAUGCUAGAAUGUAUGAGGAAAUGGAAGGUAAUCGAAUGGGAUGAAGAAAGGGAGAUCCACGAACACAUAUUCGGUGAAGCUUUGAAGGGAUUAACAGUCGGUAAUGCCACGGCGUUAUAUUUAGCGACUUUAAUGGAGAGAACGGAGAUGGUAUGCUCGCUCAUCAAAUACUCUGGAGAAGACAAUAUCAAACGCUGCUUUCGAAUAUUACACCUCAGUGACGAAAUGGAAGAGAUAUACAUGUUGGAUCAAGCCGAAAAAUUGAAAACAAAAUAUUAUAAACUUCGACCCGCCGUCAUUCCAGGACAUCGCGUGGGAAAAGAUGGACAACGCACCCGAGCUUUCAUUGUAUAUUCAACACAUGAAAAUAAGGCUUCAAACUAUGAACUUGGUGAUGGCCUCGGUUUGGUUAUGAUUCGAAAUCCGUACAUUUAUAAAAAAGAGAGAGAAUGCACCGAAGAUGGAAGAAAGAUGGUUCCAUACAAAGAUACACAACGAGCUGAAAAUGCACUAUCACUCCACCAAAGGAAUCUUUGGGCUAACCAUAGUAACUUAAAUAUUAUAAACGUCAGUCCUGUGAUAUACCGGAACAACGGAGACGACAUCAUCGAAAAGCCAUGCAUCGCACUAUACUGUAGUACAAAGGGCGUAGUGCCACUCGGAGAACCAGAGUUCCCGAAACAGUUAGAGUUAGAAGACGGUGAUUUUAUUGAUGUUGAUGUACACGAAGGUUAUUUCAAACGAGGCGGAUAUAAUUCACUGCCAAGUGAUCAUUUUCAUUCGACUCUCAAAAUGGGUUGUGAUAUCGGAAGGUCAACUCCUGAAUAUGAUGCAUGCGGGAAUCCCCUUCAACUGAUUGGAGGCACACAUGGUCCGUUUGUGAAGUUUAAUAACAAUAUUGGAUUUCUUACCUGCGCACACGUGUUGUUUGAUAUUCCAGUUACAACAAAAUGUGUAGAUUAUACACACACCGGUAACAACACAGUUGAAGUCGUACAACCUUCAGUUGAUUCAACGGCCUUUGCAGGUUCUCCAUGUGGACAUGUACAUAGAGCUAUUUUCAAUCCGCAGCUGGAUCCAAGUAUUGAUGUCGCCGUUGUUGAGGUGACUGAUCCGAGUAGAUUACCAACUGCUGGCCAAUUUGCCAAUGCGAAACACAGUAGCUACAAAAAUGCAGGGUUUGACCAACUUCCCGAGUAUAACAGUGGAUCCAUCCAAGAAGACUUAACACAUUUCGGUACAACACACAUUGUGUUUAAAUUUGGAGGUUCCAGUGACGUCACAAAAGGAACACUAGAUGUGUGUGGAACUCACGUAAGACCACUGUCCACGGCUCUCGGCUUACCUAGAUGUACGGAGAAGGUCGAAAUGCAAAACCAGUAUCAAGUCAGUGGUACCCAUCCAACAAUGACGUUUUUUGCAGAGGGAGACUCCGGUUCACCCGUGUUUAUGAAGUCCGACACGGGUGAAUUAGUAUUAAUAGGAAUGGCUAUCGGACAUGCGUAUGUAGGUACCAACCCGUUUCCAUUAGCAGUUGUUACACCUAUCGGUGCAAUAUUGAAAACUCUAGGCACGCAGUACUCAAUAGCAUCGUUUCCAUAGGAACAUAUCAACAGUUAUUACCGCUGUAGAAUGUAGAGCUUUUCCUAACUGAUCUUUUACGCUACGUCGCAACAUUGAGUUAGGUUCCAUCUGUUUAACGUCAUGUAUAAAUCUAUCAUCACAUAAUGACUUAACUUGAUGCCUUUUGGUUUAAUGGAUGGCGAUGUUAUCGCCCACCUUGCGACUUAAUCUCUUAAUUGUGAGACAACGAUAUACACAUUGUUGUUUUAUAAUUCGAUAUUACAAACCAACCAAGGACUCGGGUAACUUAUAUGACGAUGAUUUGCCACAUGCCACACAAAUUAUCUUAUUUAUUACUGGUGUGUUUGUUACAUACCGCAGCCUCACAAAACCCACACACGCACUCACCACACGCAUACAUAUCGCAAACACGGGAGGCCGUCCUUAAAUGACCUUAGCUGUUAAUAGGACGUUAAACAAAUAAAACCAAACCAAAGCAAAUUGUUCACAAAUUGCACUAGUUGCUAUUACUUUUGUAUUUGUUGACAGAUUUGCAUGGUUGCAAGUAUUUGUUUUGGAUAUUUUUUUUUGUAAAUUUUUACUGAUUAACAUUUUGUUAUAUUUAUUCAAUGUCACGGGAUCAAACAGCUGAAUUUGUAUUUCAAGUUUAAUAUUUUUCACUGAUGAAUGUUUUCUUAUGACAAUUUGAUGCACAAUUAAAGGUUAAUUCAACUGACCAAAGAUCAAGUUUACUUGAUUAUAGUUUGUUUGGUUUAUCGCCCUGUGAACAGCUAGGGUUUUUACAGACAGUGUUCCUUGUAGUAGGCAGUGGCUACCGCACAGAAUAAAAUACGAGAGACGUUGUGCCUGUCAAACAGAGCAAUAAGGAUGUCUUUAAUCUGUUCUAAUCUUUUCCUUAGCUUCUCGAGGAACACGUCACCAGAAAGGAUUGCAAAAAUAACUACCUGAACACUUUCAAUAUCUGCACCAAUUUAUAUAUCUAUAUUUAUAUUUUUACGGCUAAAUUAUGA